AUGUUUCAUUUGACAAAACUCACAUUGGCACUUGUUGUUUUCAAUCGACGAUCAUUUGUCGAUGGAAAGAAAUUAAUAAAUGAUAUACCUAAACAAAUGCUACAUUUAAAUAGGUUUAUCUUCAAUAUCAUUACUGAAGGUGUCACAUUAUUUGAAGAAUUUAUUCCUUCAUCUGAAGUUCUCUGUCGUGCUCUUGUUGAAAGAGGAUACGAUUUCGACUGUUAUACCGAUUACAAUCCAUUGAGCAGAGGUCUAUGUCAUAUUUAUUCAUUGCCAUUUACUGUGGAUUGUAUGCAUAUACAUUCACAUCGAUUUCCUGGUGGUUUGUUUCGUACUGUUCGUUAUUUAAAUGUGCAAGACUUUGUUUAUCCAUUUGAACACGAGUUUUUUCUGUGA
Messenger RNA from Adineta ricciae, 396 nucleotides. The record is from the annotation of a GenBank genome assembly. Lineage: Eukaryota; Metazoa; Rotifera; Eurotatoria; Adinetida; Adinetidae.